AGUUUAAAGCCUCUCGCUAUUAAAAGGCAAAAUCACAGAAAACAUUUUUGCUUCUUUUUUAUUCUUAGAGAGAUAGAUAGGGAGAGAGAAACAGGGAGAGUGGGAGAGAGAAGCUCGAGAUCCUGUCAGAUCGCACCGAACUUUUCGAUGGGACAGGAACUUGCAGAUGAAGCAAUGGAUAGGAAGCCAAAUGGUGUUAUAAUGAAGUCAAAUGGUGUCUCUCAUGAUAACGUUCCUGCUCUUCCUAAAACUUCAGGACAUAAUGUUGAAGCAAAGGACUUCAAGGAGAAGGAAAGCACUGCAGCAGAUUCAAUUGUUGAGAACCAAAAUGAGAAUCAAGAUGUACUUGGUGUGAAAAGCACAAAUUUUGAUACUGACCAGGCUGAGGUUAAAAAUGAAAAGGCUGGAUUGCAGAAGUCAAACAAUGAUAAAAAUUCAAGUUUUCCUGCUUCAAAAUCUAGUGGAGCCAGAAAUGCACAGGGACAGCAUACUAUCCCUCAGCCAUUUGCUCCGGCAACUGAAAAACGUUCUGGUGUGAACACUUCAAAAAAUGUGAAUAAUUUAAGUUCCCCUAUUGCUGCAAAGAAUUCACAGCCUAAUUCCCCUUCUACAGCAAGGAAGCCAUUGCACCCUGAUAAUAAGAAGCUUCCUGAUGAAGAAGAUAAUUGGUCUGUUGCAUCCUCUGCUGCAUCAGCGAGAACUAUUAAAUGUGUAACCAUUGGAUCAGCUCCCACCUUUAGAUCUGCUGAACGUGCAGAGAGAAGAAAAGAGUUCUACUCAAAACUGGAGGAGAAACACCGAGCUUUGGAAGCAGAGAGAAACCAGGCUGAGGCAAGGGCCAAGGAAGAGCAACAAGCAGCCAUCAAACAGCUUAGAAAAAGCAUGGUGGUUAAAGCAAAACCCGUUCCUAGUUUCUACUAUGAGCCACCUCCACCUAAAGCUGAACUCAAGAAGCUGCCAUUGACUCGACCUGUGUCACCAAAACUAAAUCGGAGAAAGAGCUGCAGUGAUGCAAUCCAGUCAUCCAAAGAUGACGCGGGGAAACAUUGUGCCCGGCGCAGCAUGGGUAACCACAAAGAAGAUUUGAAUAUCAGCCCCACAGCCAAAACUAAGGUUCAGAACAAUGGUCAUAAUAUUAAGGGCAGUCGCAAGUCCAAGGACAGAUCUAAACAGGAAAAUGUUUCAGCAAAGGGAGUUCCUGACAAGAUCAUUGGCAUUGAGAAGACAAAUGAAGACAUCUCAGUUGAGUCAUAAACAGCUGGUUUUCACUAACUGUUAACUGAGGGAAAAUCUUGAGUUUCCUUAGUUAUGAUAUUGGAUGUUUUGAGAGGGAAUAGCCUGCUUCUUUUUCAGCUGUGAUGACUGUUUUAAGUAAUUUGUGUCGAUGUGAAUUGUAUAUGUUUUGUAAGUUACAUCAUUACAUAUCAUGUUAUAUAUAAAAAGAGUUAAAUGAGUCUUUUUUGGACAAAAUUUGUUAUUUUUCA
Messenger RNA from Manihot esculenta (cassava), 1484 nucleotides. Its product is annotated as protein WVD2-like 1. The transcript is spliced from 7 exons. Gene Ontology annotation, biological process: microtubule cytoskeleton organization. The coding region runs from base 148 to 1254 and encodes 368 amino acids. Gene Ontology annotation, molecular function: microtubule binding. The record is from RefSeq and is a predicted model, not a curated record. Lineage: Eukaryota; Viridiplantae; Streptophyta; Magnoliopsida; Malpighiales; Euphorbiaceae.